UUCGCGUUCCUUCUUUUCACGGACUCUGUCAAACAACAAUAACAAUGUGGAGGAAAAACGACUUGUGUUUUGUUUGAUUUUAAUAAGCAUCAACUUCAUGGCAUUGAGAACUCCGAGUCUAACCAUGAACUUCUUUCAAAGGAUGGACUUGCCAGCAUGCCUUAAGGAGUGCACAUGUGACAGGGACCCGUACUCAAGUUGCCAUGGUAACAUAGACCACUACCCACCUAAUAAGACGGUAGCUGAGGCCAGGACUAUAUCAACAGUAAAGGAUGCCUCAGAAAAGAGUUAUGAUUGCAGGGUAUGUGAGAGGGUCUUCAAAAGCCACGAACUCCUUGAAAAACACAUAAAGAACCAUGCCGAGAACAGACCACACAAAUGCCCUCAAUGCCCCAAAGGAUUCAAGCAACCAAGUCACUUAGCACAACACUUACGUACACAUACAGAUGAGCGACCCUUCAACUGCAAGGUGUGCAACAAGGCAUUCAAACAGUCUUGUCAGCUCAAGCAACACAUGAGGUUACACACUGGGGAAAAGCCGUAUAAGUGCUCCGAGUGUGACCGCGGAUUCAAGCAAGCGAGUCAGCUGAACCAGCAUUACCGACUCCAUACCGGCGAGAAGCCUUAUAAAUGUAUGACUUGCUUCAAGGCCUUCACGCAAGCCAGCCAGCUCCGCUCACACAAGAAGACACACGAACCGAAGCCCGAGAGAAAAUCCUCCCGAAAGACCUCUUUGCCCACUCCGAACCCCCUGGUGACGUCAUCAGCGGUUGUGCGACCCCCCGUGGUGAUGUCAUGCUCGCCCGUGAUGUCACGCCAGUCGAUGGUGUCCCGCUCCCCCGUGACGCCGCGACCGAAUUAUUACCCCCCUCCCCGGGCCGGCUCGGCCUUUACCCUGAAAGAUGUGCAGAUGUCCAACGAGGAAACCAUUCAUGUGGUGGAGCUGCCAAUCACUGCACUUGGGAACUCGCUCAACAUGAAUUAAGAUGUGUUUUUGUCAAAAAGCGCUUGUCGCAAGAGUUUGUAGUAAUUUUUCAAGUUUUGCUGGAUUUUUUUUAAAGGUAGCAGAGCAGAGCAGAGUCGACCCGCCCUGCAGAUGGGCUGAAAAAAGUAUUAGUUUAUUAUUAAGUAACAUGGUCAUGAGAUAGCGUGAAAACAAUCGAGUCCCGAUUUUCUUUGGGAGAAACACUUGGCUUUGCCGUGUAGAAUUUGCGAAAUUUAUGCUUCGAGUAGAAUGUUUUACGAGAUAUUGAUGUAAUUAGAGAGAAAGGUUUUCUGUCAGUAGAUGUAAAUAGUUUAUUAAGAGAAUUGUUGUAUUUUUGUUAGAAUUAACAAAAGCCGAGUCUUUAUAUGUAGAAAAGUACACGCAUAAUUAUAUGGGUUAUAAAUAUCACCUUCUACAAUGGUGCUAAAACUAUACCGUUAUAUAUCUGGUCAGUACCUAACCAUUUAUUAAUAUUUAAAGUUUAAAUUGUUUUAAAUGUUUUUAUUCGCCUUAAAGCAAUCGUAUGUAAUUAAGAGAUAAGCCUCUAAAAGAGGUCGCCAAGGUCUAUUCUUAUCUCUCAUUCACUUAAAAAAAAAACAUCCGGUUUUCUUCUUCAAACGGUAUUAAAAUAUAACUUAAUUUUUUGCAUCAUGGUAGAGGGAUUUUUAAGUCCGAAUUGAAGUAUGGGACAUAAAAUACCACUCUGUAAUUAGCUGUUUUAUGAGUUUGUACAAACACGUUGGGGCAUCAAAUGCUAACGCAGUCGUUCUCUGCGUCUAAAAACUAGGACAGGUUUUGUCUAAAGAUAUAUGUUAAACGCUAUUUGUCGAUUAGAUCAAUAAAUUAUUGUGUUGUUA
This is a messenger RNA of Nematostella vectensis (starlet sea anemone), 1842 nucleotides long. Its product is annotated as zinc finger protein 22. Gene Ontology annotation, cellular component: nucleus. NCBI's taxonomy places the organism in Eukaryota, Metazoa, Cnidaria, Anthozoa, Actiniaria, Edwardsiidae. The transcript is spliced from 5 exons. The coding region runs from base 98 to 985 and encodes 295 amino acids. The record is from RefSeq and is a predicted model, not a curated record.